UGUUGUUUUCUAAAUUAGUAAGAGUCACGAUAUAAAUCUCGAACGGGAAAAAGACAGGUUAAAAGCGCAGCAGGAUACGAAAAAAAUUCUGACUUUCAAUCACUUCUGUAACGUGACAACUCACAAAGAAAACUGAUGUUUAUACUUAGCUUAUUUCAUUACACGUGGUAAGGCAAAUUUCCGGCUGCGGACAGCGUGUCUGGGAAAGCGAAAGUUCUGGCGUUCAGGUGAGGCACGGAGACUGCAAGUUUUCCCAAUGAAGCAAAUCGAUAGCGAACACUGUGAUGCAGACAGUGGAAUGGCACCAACAACCCCGUGUUAUCCAAGAAUCCCAAGGAAAAAAACUCAGGAACAACAAGCUGUGGUGGACGAGAUACUUCAAGUGGUUGCUGAUCAAGGAAGGCGCUUUUCGCUUUCGCAAACGGACUACAGCGUUCAAAAGAGAAUCGAAUGUGGCCUAAGGAGGAAAAAAAGACUAACAAGCGACGCGUCUAGUUUUGAUGAUUCCAGUUCAUGUGCAAGCGGCUCCGACCUUUCUACUUCGCCACCACCAACACGGCAUAGCAGUAUCAGUAUCAAUUCAAGUUUUUCAGAUGAUGGCAAGAUGUUCGAAUAUAGCAGUAGACCGCAAACUCUUCCGCCGCUCCACCGAAAUAGAAGCCACAGGCCGGCUCGACCGACGCCUCCUAAAAUUGACUUUGACGAGGAGCGAGAAAUAAGUCGCUCUGGCACCUUGUCGAGACCUAUGUCCGCGCGGGGACAACGAUCACGCCCACAGAGAGGUUUCACGUUAUAAUUCCAGAGAACGCAAAACAUUGAGAGAGAUCGCCAUGAAUUUAUUACUUCAGUGAGGACGUUAAAUCCCACCCAUGGAGGAAGUGUUCUGGCUUGGAUUUUAGUAGUGUAGAGUUUUGAAAAAGAAAACAAUUCAUGCGUAUAGUGCACAACGAGGGCCAACAUUAGGAUGUCAACAUAUAAACUCUAAGUUCAACUGCCAGAGUAGAAGGCUUAUGACAGGUGCCGGAGGCCGAGCAAAAAGAAAUUAGUUAAGCUGUUGCUAGUUUAAGGAGAAAAAAGGGCCCUGAAGGAAACGAUCAAACAUACUUGAAGUCUGAUUCGCUGAAGAUUACAUUAAUGAUUCCAUACACCAUGUGCAGCAAAUUUAUUUUCAAAAAAUCGACGCCAAAACAUGCCGAAUACAAGAGGGAUCAUUAGCCACAACAGAACUUUUCAAGUGUUAUCAGCUACACGUAAACAAUUGCAUUUUUCGAGAACAAUCUAGGAGGUAAGAAGGUUGUCUCUUUGCAAAAUUCAUCAUGAAAACUGUUAGAAAAGAAAAAUAGUGACAUGGAAACUGAACAGUAUUCUCUAUCGUCAAAAAUAUCAUUGAGCGGUUGUAGAUUACUUAUAGCAUGGCGUGUAGCAGCCUCAUUUAAAGUCAAAACAACGGACGGUCUGAAAUGAAUCGUUGCAAAGACUAUUCCUUUGUUUCAUUCUAUAAAACCUACAAAUCAAAAUCAAUUUUUAAUAGCAGCACAUAGCGACUCAUUUCUUCUCCCUAAGUUUUUAAAAAGCGAUAUUUGUUCAAUAAAAAUAAAAAUAUAAAAUGCUAAUUUACCUAUAUAUUCUCGGAACAUUUGAUCAAUAAUUCUACAAUGUAAAGAGAUGAUCGUCUUUCAGGUGAAGAUCGACCGGAAAGGAAGAUUCAGAAACAAAUUUGUAAAAAGGCAAAAUAUAGGUUUUGGUUAGAGUAAAUAUGGAGUAAGAAUAAAAUAUGUAGUACACAAUUACACCCGCGGUGUUGUCUGAAUUACAAACUGAUGCGAUUUGAAUAUGCUAAAUAUUUGUCUGGCGAAUUAUGAGAAUGCGUGUUCUCAUACGUGUGACGGUAAUGUAAAAAAAAAAAAACAAGGAAUACAGAACACAGGUGUUAAAAGUAAUUUUCACAUUUA
Pocillopora verrucosa is the source of this 1952-nucleotide messenger RNA. RefSeq lists its product as uncharacterized. The record is from RefSeq and is a predicted model, not a curated record. Lineage: Eukaryota; Metazoa; Cnidaria; Anthozoa; Scleractinia; Pocilloporidae.